Messenger RNA from Trichoderma breve, 387 nucleotides. RefSeq lists its product as uncharacterized. Bases 1 to 387 code for a protein of 128 amino acids. The transcript is spliced from 2 exons. The record is from RefSeq and is a predicted model, not a curated record. Lineage: Eukaryota; Fungi; Ascomycota; Sordariomycetes; Hypocreales; Hypocreaceae.
AUGUGGCCGCCAACAACAAUAGCAACAACGCCUCUCCAUGUUGAUAAUGACGGUGACGAUGAUGAUGAUGAUGGCACGACGACGACAACAACGGCCACGACGACGGCACUUGGCCUUGAGCAAAGCGACCGAGAUGGGGGCAUGUGGCCGUCAGUCUGGCUGCCUACUCCGCCUCAGCCUGGACUCCUCGCCGCUGGGCGCCUCCAGGAACCAUGGCAGCCUUUCAUCUUCAACGGCGAGGCCAAGCGGAGACCUCAGACCCUCGGCCGCCCCACCGCUUGCUGGGGAUUUGUGAUGCUUGGACUGCCAGGAACAGACGCUGUGGCCAGCCCUCGUGCCCAAUCGCCGCCUCGCCCUGCCCGGCCUGGCUCUGACGAGAUUCCAUAG